Messenger RNA from Cylicocyclus nassatus, 2218 nucleotides. NCBI's taxonomy places the organism in Eukaryota, Metazoa, Nematoda, Chromadorea, Rhabditida, Strongylidae. The record is from the annotation of a GenBank genome assembly.
UUUUACUAACUUCUACUAACCAACUACUAACAACAUGGAGCAGCAGGGCUUCUUCGGCAAUAGACGCAAGUCUCGAUCUCCGAUUCGACGCGUCUUUGCGAAGUUCCCUCAGUGGACAUCGCUAGCACGAGCACAGAAACAGAAGCAAGAAGAGGAAGAGCCGGUCUUUGGCCCCUGGCAACAAGCUCCUCCUCCACCUCCUCCUCCACCACCACCGCAUUUCGCAUGUGAGGAGGGGGGCGUCGUGUUUGGACCGGAGCCACGUCCAGCACCUGAAAAGGAGAAUCUGCCUGUAUAUGGUCCACAUCCACGCCCGACACCUGAGACGGAGAAUCUGCCCGUAUAUGGUCCACACCCACGACCGACACCUGAGGAAGAGAAACGCCCUGUAUACGGGCCGCAACCACGUCCAGAUACCGAAGAGGACGGUCCGGUAUUUGGUCCACAGCCUCGUCUACGACCGAGAAGCAGAUCAGUAGAUCGUGCCAAAUACAGACUACCUAUACCUGGUGGAGCAGAACCGGCGUCCGCAUCCAACGAGAGAAAGAAACUAAGCUACGCUGCUGCUGUCCAACGUUGCACUGACACAACCUCGGGAUCAUCGUCCGGUCCGCUACCAUUAAGCAGCCCGACUCUGUCCCGAGUAUCAUCGACGAUUUCAUCAGAUUCACUAGCUGAACUUUUCCCAUUUGACUCCGAGAUCUUUGAACCUAUGACGUUGAAGAAGGAGCUGAGAAAAGAAGGUGUUGUAGCACUGAGAAAUCCAAACACUGUAGCCAUUUGUCAACCACCACGAAUAAUCACAGGCAUACAUCCGAGGGUACCUCUUGGAAUGCCGGACAUUAAUGGGUCGUUUGGAACGUAUGUUCAGCAGAAGCCCAGCGCUCCGGUGCUGAGGAAGUUACUAGAAAAACUGAAGAAAAUGACCGGAACAGAGGUGAAGGAAGCUGCACCGUUAUUAUUGCAAAAUAAAGAAACAGCAAUGCCAUUGCAACAAAAGGAAGAAGAAAAUAAGGAAGAAAAUAAAGUUGCGAGUAAGAAAGCGGACACUCCAAUUCCAGCGAAGUCGUCUACGGCGGCUGCAAACACUGCAGACCCAGUACCUGUACCUGCACCAUUCCGCCCUAAACAGAAAGUUCGAGCAAAAGCAUUCAAACGCAAAAAUAUGCCGUUCAGACGUGUCCCUAACAUUACUAACAAUACUCAAAAUAUCGCUAACAUCGUCGAUUGCAGUCCACUUGUAGUUGCCGCUCGAAAUAUGAAGUUUUGCUGUCAACUUGCACACGGGUCUCCAACUGCCAUCAUUUCGAACUUUGCUUCUAUAGAAGAAUUGUUUCAAUCAAUUGCCGAUUCUUUCAACAUUUCUCCUGAUGAUAUCAUUUUCUGCACAGUCAACACAUUCAAGCGUGACAUGGACAAACUAUUCGCAGGAAGUUUGGAAUAUUCGGACAUGUUGUUUGCACACGUAAAAGGACAAGCUGUUGAAGUAGAGUUAACCAAAUCGGAAGGCGUGUUUGGGUUGACUGUUAGCGACAAUGGAAGGUGCCGUUCAUUCAUCAAGAAAAUCAAAGACGACAGUAUUGCUUCACGAGCAAAGCCUGCGCUUGACAUUGGACAGCUUAUCGAAAAGAUUGACGGUAUCAACGUAACAGGAAUGAGACAUUACGAAGUCGUUCGUAUCCUGCGGAACAUGCCCAUUGGCAAAACAUUCACGCUUCGUGUUGUGUCACCGAAACAAUCAGGAUUUCAACUGAUUGCUCCUCGUAACUCGCUGUCUAGUAAGAAAACUUUGAAUGAUGGCCAAAGAACGCUUCGGUUCAAGGCAAAUGGAGGAGUUGUGAUUGAGGAGGGCGCUCUUGACAGAGUAAUGAUCGGCCGUUUGAACGAAGUCUUGGAUUCAUAUCUUGGGGUACAAGACGACCAGAUGGCACAGUCUUUAUGGGAUCUGGCGCUCAAAUGUGAAACACUCUCUGAAAUGAACAAAGCAGUCCGCGAUUCUGAGUUGUCAAUUUUCGACUUCCCAGACGAGUUGGUGUUUGAUAUGUGGGGCAUUGUCAGUGACUGGCGAAGAAAAUGCGACAAAGAGAAUAAAGAAAAGAACCAGAAAGUGAAUCUUCUUGACGACGACGAAGAGCAACCAUUGCUUCCUCUCUUCUCGUAAAUAUUGACAAAUUGUCGCAAUAACAAAACGACAAGAUUAAUAAAAAUGAGAUUUUAA